Messenger RNA from Acanthamoeba castellanii str. Neff, 396 nucleotides. RefSeq names its product SNARE domain containing protein. The record is from RefSeq and is a predicted model, not a curated record. Gene Ontology annotation, cellular component: membrane. Gene Ontology annotation, biological process: intracellular protein transport. The coding region runs from base 1 to 396 and encodes 131 amino acids. NCBI's taxonomy places the organism in Eukaryota, Discosea, Longamoebia, Acanthamoebidae. The transcript has a single exon. Gene Ontology annotation, molecular function: SNAP receptor activity.
AUGACCACCUCCUACGCACCCAACCGCCGCUUCGCACGCCCAGAGGCCCCUAGCGCAGAGUACCGCCACUUCAUGCAGACCUUCACCAGCCCGACGGCGCAGGAGCUGGAGGCGCACAUGCAGCACCAGGACCAGCAGCUCCUGCUGAUCGCGCGCACGCUCGACCGCACCCUGGCGGUGGCCUACGACGUCAACGAGGAGCUGGCCCGACAGGGCGAGCAGCUGCAGCGCGUCGAGAACAAGGUCGACACCACCAGCUCGGCCAUGGACUCCGGCACCGAUCGCAUCAAGAGCAUGCUCCGCCGGCAGAAGGAGCACUGGCGCACGGCCCUCCUCGGCUCGAGCGCGGCCAGCGCGGUCGCGGGCAUGGCCGUCGUGCUCAUCAUCCUCCUCUAG